AUGGAGGGGAAACCUGUGGGAGAGCCUACUCAAGUGGUGUCUAAAUUCAAACUUCCCACCAAGGCAGAAGGCACAGGGCACUGGCUGGAGGAAGAUCAUGCUCGAAUAUGGGAAGUUUUAAAGACAGAGGAGAGCUCGAUUCAGGACUGGGGUGAAGAGGUAGAGGAAGGAGCUGUUUACCAUGUCACCCUGAAAAGAGUCCAGAUUCAACAGGCUGCCAAUAAAGGAGCAAGAUGGCUAGGGGUGGAAGGGGACCAGCUCCCUCCGGGACACACCGUCAGCCAGUAUGAGACUUGUAAGAUCAGGACCAUAAAAGCCGGCACCUUGGAGAAGCUGGUGGAGAACCUGCUGACAGCAUUCGGGGACAAUGACUUCACCUAUAUCAGCAUCUUCCUGUCAACGUACAGAGGCUUCGCCUCCACCAAAGAAGUGUUGGAACUACUGCUGGACAGGUAUGGAAACCUGACAAGCCCAAACUGUGAAGAAGAUGGGAGCCAAAAUUCACCGGAGUCCAGGACAGUGAUCCGGAAUGCCAUCGCCUCUAUCCUGCGGGCCUGGCUUGACCAAUGUGGAGAGGACUUCCGGGAGCCCCCUCACUUCCCGUGCUUACAGAAACUGCUGGCCUAUCUCAAACGCAUGAUGCCGGGCUCCGAUCCAGAGAGGAGAGCACAGAACCUUCUCGAGCAGUUUCACAAGCAGGAGGUGGAAGCCGACAAUGGGUUUGCCAACACCAUCUCCUGCCGCCUGGAAGAGGAAGAGGAACCGGAGGCCGGAGGGUCUGCAGAAUUCACGUGCUUCUCAGAGGAUCUUGUGGCAGAGCAGCUGACCUACAUGGAUGCACAACUAUUCAAGAAAGUAGUGCCUCACCACUGCCUGGGCUGCAUUUGGUCUCAAAGGGACAAGAAGGAAAACAAACAUUUGGCUCCUACGAUCCGCGCUACCAUCUCUCAGUUUAAUACCCUCACCAAAUGCGUGGUCAGCACAAUCCUGGGGGGCAAAGAACUCAAAACUCAGCAGAGAGCCAGAAUCAUCGAGAAGUGGAUUAACAUCGCUCAUGAAUGUAGGAUCCUGAAGAAUUUCUCUUCCUUGAGGGCCAUCGUCUCGGCACUGCAGUCCAAUUCCAUCUACCGGUUAAAAAAGACGUGGGCUGCUGUCCCAAAAGAGCGAAUGCUAAUGUUUGAAGAACUUUCCGACAUCUUCUCGGACCAUAAUAACCAUUUGACCAGCCGGGAACUGCUGAUGAAGGAAGGAACCUCCAAGUUUGCCAACCUGGACAGCAGUGUAAAAGAAAACCAGAAGCGGACGCAGCGGCGGCUCCAGCUGCAGAAGGACAUGGGGCUGAUGCAGGGCACUGUGCCCUACCUGGGCACCUUCCUGACUGAUCUGACGAUGCUUGACACCGCUCUCCAGGACUAUAUCGAGGGUGGGCUGAUCAACUUUGAGAAAAGGAGAAGGGAAUUUGAAGUGAUUGCCCAAAUAAAGCUCCUACAGUCUGCCUGCAACAGCUACUGCAUGACUCCAGACCAGAAGUUCAUCCAGUGGUUCCAGAGGCAGCGGCUCCUGACAGAGGAGGAGAGCUACGCCCUGUCCUGUGAGGUGGAAGCUGCUCCUGACGCCAGCACCACCUCGCCCAAGCCCCGGAAGAGCAUGGUGAAGAGGCUAAGCCUACUAUUUCUGGGGUCGGACAUCAUGACCAGUACCACUCCCAGCAAAGAGCAGCCCAAGUCCACGGCCAGCGGGAGCUCUGGCGAAAGCAUGGACUCCGUGAGUGUGUCCUCUUGCGAGUCCAACCACUCCGAGGCCGAGGAGGGCUCCAUCACCCCCCUGGACACACCCGAUGAGCCUCAAAAAAAGCUCUCCGAGUCGUCCUCAUCGUGCUCCUCCAUCCAUUCCAUGGACACAAACUCCUCAGGGAUGUCGUCCUUAAUCAACCCCCUCUCCUCCCCUCCGACCUGCAACAACAACCCCAAGAUCCACAAGCGCUCUGUCUCCGUGACCUCCAUUACCUCGACUGUGCUGCCUCCCGUUUACAACCAGCAGAACGAAGACACCUGCAUAAUCCGCAUCAGCGUGGAGGACAACAACGGCAACAUGUACAAGAGCAUCAUGUUGACGAGCCAGGAUAAGACUCCCGCUGUGAUCCAGAGGGCGAUGCUGAAGCACAACCUGGAUGCGGACCCAGCUGAGGAGUACGAGCUGGUGCAGGUCAUCUCGGAGGACAAAGAACUCGUGAUCCCAGACUCUGCAAACGUCUUUUACGCCAUGAACAGCCAAGUGAACUUUGACUUCAUUUUACGCAAAAAGAACUCCACGGAAGACCCAGUGAAACUGCGUAGCCGGACAAGCUUGACCUUGCCCAGGACAGCUAAACGGGGCUGCUGGAGCAACAGACACAGCAAAAUCACCCUCUGA
This is a messenger RNA of Pipistrellus nathusii (Nathusius's pipistrelle), 2412 nucleotides long. The record is from the annotation of a GenBank genome assembly. Lineage: Eukaryota; Metazoa; Chordata; Mammalia; Chiroptera; Vespertilionidae.